AUACAGCAUGGACUUAUGAUGAUGACAUGGAUCCCCACUCCUGUCCCAGACGAACAAUGUUUUGAGUCUAUGAAAGCUGGCAUGGACAAAUUACCUCCUGGGGUGAAGAUGGUGCUCAACAGUGCGGAGUUCUAUGGUUUCAACCCUCCCGAGGCCAACCUAGAGCUCAUUGCGCGUUUCUUCGAGAAGUACCCCGAGUACGUUGAAAAAGCGUUUUUGGUCGUUAAGGUGUGCCUCGGUUCUUCUCCGUCUGGUAGUCAUCCCGAAGGCCUGCGUGCCUCAGUCGAGAACUGUCUUGCCAAACUCCGCGGUACACACGCGAUCGAUGUUUUCGAGCCCGCGAGGAUGGAACAGUCGAAAUUCCCACUCGAAGAUGUGAUGCGUACUUUGAAGGCCCUGAAGGAGGAGGGCCUCUUCAAGGACGUCGGGUUGUCGGAAGUUGGAGGAGAGACGAUCAGGAGAGCGAGCAAGAUCCUUCCCAUUGUGACUUGCGAGAUCGAAGUCAGCUUGUGGAGCUAUGAAGAGGAAACUAAGAAUGUCAUUGCAGCCUGCAAGGAGAACAACGUCGCCAUCCUUGCUUACUCGCCUCUCGGCAGAGGUUUCUUGACUGGCAAAAUCACAAAGAAUGAUGAUCUCGAGGAGGGAGAUAUCCGCAAACGCUACACCCGCUUCAGCGAUGAGGUGAUGAAGAAUAAUGCCGCCGUGGUCGACGCGCUCAAAGCCCUUGCCGCCAAAAAAGGGUGCACGUCUGCUCAGCUUUGCAUCGCUUGGGUGUCCUCCCUUGGGCAGCAUAUCAUUCCCAUCCCGGGCUCUUCGAAGGCGGAACGUACGCUCGAGAAUAUGGUCGGUGGUGAGAUAGUUCUCAGCGCUGAAGACUUGAAGGAGAUCGAUGCUCUCUUGGCAAAGCAUCCUGUGCAAGGGUCCCGGUACAUCGAUGGUGUGCCAUCGCAGGUAUUGCACCUCUGGGGUUGA
Molecule: messenger RNA, 972 nt
Organism: Stereum hirsutum FP-91666 SS1
Lineage: Eukaryota; Fungi; Basidiomycota; Agaricomycetes; Russulales; Stereaceae
Product: Aldo/keto reductase
Exons: 9
Cellular component (GO): cytoplasm
Source: RefSeq, a predicted model, not a curated record